This is a messenger RNA of Stereum hirsutum FP-91666 SS1, 2817 nucleotides long. RefSeq lists its product as uncharacterized. Gene Ontology annotation, molecular function: DNA binding; DNA-binding transcription factor activity, RNA polymerase II-specific; zinc ion binding. Lineage: Eukaryota; Fungi; Basidiomycota; Agaricomycetes; Russulales; Stereaceae. Gene Ontology annotation, biological process: regulation of DNA-templated transcription; DNA-templated transcription. The coding region runs from base 112 to 2610 and encodes 832 amino acids. The record is from RefSeq and is a predicted model, not a curated record. The transcript is spliced from 11 exons.
CGCGCCGCAACUAUUUUGGCGCGCCAUGCACAGUAAUCGGCCCUGGCCUGACCAGAUAUAACACUUUGCAAUUCGCGUUCUUUGUCUCAUAUUUCUUGCCUCACUCGAGUCAUGAAGCCCGCGGCCGCCCCCUCGCCAGAGGGCUCGAUGAAACGAAAGAAAACAGAAGAUGACGACGACUCGAGCGGCGCCAACAAGAAAUCGAGGACAAGAGUGAGCUAUUCCUGUGGGGAGUGUCAUCGACGCAAGCAAAAGUGUGAUCGCCAGAUACCAUGCUCCCAUUGCGUCGCCCGUAAGGUUCCCGAACUGUGCAAGGCCUAUACCCCAGGAAAGCCGGACCAGGAUAUACACCUUCGUCUGGCAAGGCUCGAGCACAUCAUCGAGACUGCGCUCCCUCAGUAUGCUUCGACUCUCAAUGGACUUUCGCCCCUGAGCAGCAUUCGUGACCACCAACGCUCGAGGUCCCCAAGCCAGGCCGACGAUGGUCAUUCAAACUCUCCAGAACAAGAUCCACACGGCGGUUCGUUCCAGAGCGGAAGAUGGUAUGGGAACAGCGCGUCGGGCAGUGUUGCACCAGCUUCGGUAUUGGAACAACUGCAACAAGUAGUGUCUACGCCCGAUGCUGGAGGUCGAGGUCGAAGUAUGAGCAAUGCGAACGGAAAUCUCCUGUAUCCCGACACUCUUGACGGAAAGGCGAUCGUCGCAGCCAACUCUAUCAUCGACUCGGUUCGCCAGGACUCGGAACCAACAGCUGCAGAUAAUCUGAAGACCUUGAUACAAGACUGUGGGGUCUCCCCACAUAAAAUUACAGAGCUCGUCCAGGAGCUCCCUCCACAGCGGUUUAUGGGUGUGCUUGUGGACUACUACUUCGACACAGUAAAUUGGACACGAUAUCCCAUAUCAGAACGAGACUUCCGACAGUCGUAUGCUUCGCUGGUAGAAAAUGGUGUAGCUGCGCAUCCGAACGACGUUCGCUUCCUUCCCCUCCUUUUCGUUGUCCUCGCCAUUGCUGUGCGGUUAGCACCCGAGAACAUAGCUGGAGAUGCUAGAAGUCGACGGCUCACCUCUCUCCGAUACUAUUGGGCAUCCCGCCGGUCCGUCUUGAUAGCAGCUGCCAUACAGCCAGAUUCUCUGGACAUGGUCCUCACACGGCUUUUGAGUGCUCGAUUCCUGACGUUCGAUCGUCGUAUCACUGAAGUCUGGAGUCAAUUGGGUGCAGCUGUGCGGACCGCACAAGCCCUUGGUCUACACAGAGACGGAGCAGACAUGGGUAUGGAGCCUGCACAAGUCGAAUACCGACGACGGAUAUGGGCAUACCUAUAUCAUGCAGACCGCUCUUAUGCUCUCGUCCUGGGACGGCCGAAUGCUAUUCAGGAUGCAUACACAUCAACCAAGCCACCAUCCAACGUCGAAGACGAGAUUUCCCUUUCUGACAUUCGUAACCCUCCGCCGCUCACAACACCUACACGCAUGUCUUUCGUCAUCCUCCGGCAUACGCUUGCAGAGAUCAUUGGGCGUAUAGUACACCAUUUCCAGCAGGUCCGACAACACAGUCACUAUUCGGAAGUUCUAGCGCUCGACGAUGAGCUCAUCAAAUUCGUACAUGCCCUUCCUCCACAUUUCUCUCUACAACCCGAUACCUCUAUGGACGAAACUAUUCCUUGUAUCCCAUCUCAUCGUUUCCUCCUCAUCACCGAAGUCCUCUUCGUCCGCAUUAGUCUUCAUCGGCCGUACCUCCUCCGACGCCUCACGUCCGAUCGUUACCUUCGCUCGCGCAAGGCAUGUUUCGAAUCUGCGCAGAAAGAUUUCGAGAUUCGGCAAGCGUUCAGGAAGACGGUUUCGAACGACCUCGCGGAUUCGUUGCACAGUGCGUAUAGGGAGUUCCAGGGCGCCAUGAUCAGCGGCAUCUACCUCGUCCUCGAACCCCGAGGCCGACAGGCGGAAACCAUGCACGCGAUACUGGACUUCUUCCUGAAGGAACACGAAGGACUGCGGGAGAUGGACGAGACUACGCGGAGAGAGCUGAAAAUCAUCGAGUUUCUGAAGAUGAAAGCUUCACAAGCAGAGGAGGAAGCGGGGACUAAUGGUAUUCCACACGAGAACGGAUCCAAGGGCCCUCUCGGUUUCUCCAUAGGCUCCCCGUCGUACCCAUCACUCCAUGUCAACACUUCCACGGUAUCUCCCCGCAUGGCCGCGGACGUGACAUCGCCCAAGGCUGCCACUUUCUACCAGCAGCAGCCUGCUAUUCAGCGCAUUCAACAACAAUCUGCGCCGAGCGAAGGACAUGAGACGUCGAAGUCAGGUAGUCCAUCGAUGGACGACGAGUCAGGAGCGGCACAGAAUUUGUUGGAUGCGUGGUAUAACUCUGUCAGCAGCGGUGCGGUGAGCGGGGGUCCUGGUGUUGGAGGUUCGGGCGUGGACGGUGUGACGGGAUUGGUGGGUUUGCCGUGGGGUGGACAAGGAUUCGGGAAUAGUGAUCUUACCGGGUGGUUUGGCCCUACCGCUACAGCUCCUGGUGUCGACCCCACGGCGAUGCCGAUGUUGGACGGGUCAGACUGGAAUUAUUGGGAGAAUUUGGUGAACGAGAUUCGUGGUGGGCCUCCUCCGUAGAUGGUGGCAGAGCCUUGUCUUAUUUUCUGUAUAUCAAGUCGACGACCGUUUUGUGAUGUUCUUUGUGUGUACCCAUACUAGAUUGGUGUUUUUGAGUGUGUUUUGUGAUGUACGAUGGUGGUCGGUUUAUGUCUUUCUAUAAUGCCUUUUCAUGUCUUCGCCGUUCUCGUUGGUUGACCUCGUCCUUUUUGUUAUGUUUAUUUCUGU